Molecule: messenger RNA, 330 nt
Organism: Pelobates cultripes (western spadefoot toad)
Lineage: Eukaryota; Metazoa; Chordata; Amphibia; Anura; Pelobatidae
Source: the annotation of a GenBank genome assembly
AUGGACAGAACACAACACCGGCCCCGGUGUCAUGGACAGAACACAACACCGGCCCCGGUGUCAUGGACAGAACACAACACCGGCCCCGGUGUCAUGGACAGAACUCAACACUGGCCCCGGUCUAAUGGACAGAACACUACCGGCCCUGGUGUAAUGGACAGAACACAACGCCGGCGCUGGCCCUGGUGUAAUGGACAGAACGCAACACCUACCCCGGUGUCAUGGACAGAACUCAACAUUGGCCCCGGUGUCAUGGACAGAACGCAACACCGGCCCUGGUGUCAUGGCCAGAACCCAACACCGGCCCCGGUGUCAUGGACAGAACGCUAA